AAUUUAUUUCUCUUCCUCUUUUCUCUUUCUUCUAGUCCCUUGUUCCAUUAUUGAAUUUUAGGUGAACAAUUUCAUCUUCUUUUACUCCUUGCUUUAACCUCACAGAACCCACUCUCCGCUCUGGUCUUUUGCCCUCAAUUUCCGUUUCUUCUUUUUUCCCUGUUCUGAUCUUUGAGGUUUCCGAGCUACAGUUUUGUUCUUUAAUGGCGGAUUUUGUCGGUCCACGAAUAUACAGCUGCUGUAAUUGUCGAAAUCAUGUUUCGCUUCAUGAUGAUAUAAUUUCCAAGGCUUUUCAGUUGCUUCUUUUUCUUUUUCUUUUUUUCUCUUAUUGAUUCUGAUUUUUUUCCUCAUGAUUAUUGAAUUAGAGAUUCAUUAUAGAAGAUAAUUUAUGUAUGAUGAACGAAAACCCUUUUUGUUGGUUUUCAAUCAUUAGUGGUUUUAGCUAGAAUUAAGUGUAAUUUUGGAUGUUUCAUGUGUACAAUUUACAAUUUAAUCAUCUCUAAUUUUAAUAUAUAUUGAAAUUAUACGAACCCAGUUUACUAAACUAAAUCUGGACACAGCAAGACUCGAAUAUGCAAUCUCAAGGUUUCGAGCUUCAUUUGCAGGGUUUGAUUGGGUUUAAUCUAGUUAUUCAAUUGUUUGUGUUGAUUUGUGUUUCUGAAAGUGAUGUGAUAAGGCCUAAAGGGUUUUAGGAAGGCUUCUUUCCCACAUUAUUUUUCUGUAAUCUUGUUCUUAGGGAAGAAAUGGCCGGGCAUUUCUGUUCUCCCAUGCAAUGAAUGUUGAUGUAGGGCCUAGAGAAGACAGACGCCUCUUGACUGGUCUCCACACUGUGGCUGACAUCCAUUGUGCCAACUGCCGUGCGGUGUUGGGCUGGAAAUAUGAACGAGCUUAUGAGGCGUCACAGAAGUACAAGGAAGGCAAGUUCAUACUUGAAAAAUCAAAGAUUGCUAAGGAAAACUGGUAGCCUCUGCAUCGUGUUAAAGGUCCUGUUCUAUUCCUUAAUAUGUUGAUGCCAUUUUAUGGAGUUAUUUGUGAAUCAUGUUAAUCUUGUAUAGAAAUGCCUCACCCCACCAUUUGGAAAUUCGCCAUUGUUUAUCCAACUACGGUCUUAAGAGGGUGUCUGAUGGAUUUGCUAAUUCAUGCGUUAAUUGUGGUAUAUUGUUCGAGUAAUGUUCAUGUUAUUCAUUGUUGGGUAUAUGUAUUCAGAAACUCAGAAUGUCAAAUUUCUGUGUUUACUGUUACUUUUGUACAUAUUCAUUGUGAGCUCAGCUAUUAGUAA
Molecule: messenger RNA, 1279 nt
Organism: Rubroshorea leprosula
Lineage: Eukaryota; Viridiplantae; Streptophyta; Magnoliopsida; Malvales; Dipterocarpaceae
Source: the annotation of a GenBank genome assembly